AUGGAUCAGUUCCCCCAAGCCGAAGUAACAGCAACUGAUCUCUCACCAACACAGCCAAAAUGGGUCCCCCCAAAUGUGCGUUUCGAGAUCGACGACGCCACCGAGACCUGGACCUGGAAAGACAACGCCUUUGAUUUCGUCCACAUGCGUUAUCUCUUCGGGGCUAUUCAGGACUGGACUGCUUUGUACCAACAAGCCUACCGUGUUUGUGCGCCGGGGGGCUGGGUUGAGUCUGUUGAAGCCGAUAUUCAUUUUCGUAGUGAUGAUGGCACAGCUGAAGAACAAGAGGUGUAUAAGUUGUGCAACAAGCUGUAUGAAGAGGGCGGUAAGGCGAUUGGUAGACCGUUCUUUGUGAAUGAGUUGCAACCAAAGGGGAUGGAAGAAGCGAGGUUCGUGGACAUCAAGACGGUGGACUACAAGAUCCCGAUUGGGGAUUGGCCCAAGGACCCAAGGCUAGCUGAGGUCGGCCGAUUUGUCAAGCUGACAUUGGAGAAUGACAUUGAAGGAUAUACUCUGCUGUUGUGGAAUAAUGUGCUGCAGUGGCCCAAGGACGAGUACCAGGUGUUCCUAAUGCAGAUCAGAAAGGCUCUCCGCAACCGCAAGAUUCAUGGUUAUUUUGUGGUACGCUAUGUGUACGGCCGUAAGCCAGAAUCGCAUGAGGCAUAG
Molecule: messenger RNA, 666 nt
Organism: Fusarium musae
Lineage: Eukaryota; Fungi; Ascomycota; Sordariomycetes; Hypocreales; Nectriaceae
Exons: 4
Coding region: 1-666 (221 amino acids)
Molecular function (GO): methyltransferase activity
Source: RefSeq, a predicted model, not a curated record